AUGGAAGAAACGUUUACGCAAUCGCUUUCCAUCAACUAUAUUCGAGUCAUGGCUUCCCACAUGGGCGAUGAUACCAAAGAAGAAUUUCUCAGAGAUUUUGGUGAACAUUACGGCUAUCCCAACGGUCCCAAGUCCAUUGAUCAAAUUCGGGCUACUGAAUUCAAAAGAUUACAAUUUCAAGAUCUUGUAUACUUGGACCAUGCUGGGGCAACUCUAUACUCUGACCUGCAAAUGGAAUCAGUUUUCAACGAUCUCACUAAUAACGUAUAUGGAAAUCCUCAUAGCCAAAGUGACUCCAGUUCUACAACUUUUGACAUAGUGAAGAAUGCCCGCCAGCAGGUCCUUGAUUACUGCAAUGCAUCUCCUAAAGAAUACAAAUGUAUAUUUACCUCUGGGGCAACAGCAGCGCUGAAGCUGAUUGGAGAGGCUUUUCCAUGGAAUUGUAACAGUAGUUUUAUGUAUACAAUGGAGAAUCAUAAUAGUGUUCUUGGAAUAAGAGAAUAUGCUCUUGGUCACGGUGCAUCGGCCAUUGCAGUAGAUAUUGAGGAAGAUAUACAUCCUGGAACAGGAGAAACACUUACUACAAAGAUGUCACUUCACCAGGUUCAAAGGAGAAAUGUAGCUGGAUCACUAGAAGGAGAGCCAAAAGGUGAUGUGUAUAAUUUGUUUGCCUUUCCCUCAGAGUGCAAUUUCUCUGGGUGGAGAUUUGGUCUAGACUUGGUGAAGAUUAUCAAGGAAGACUCAAGCAAGAUUUUGGGGAUUUCUUCAGUUUGCAAAAAUGGACAAUGGAUGGUCCUAAUUGAUGCUGCAAAGGGAUGUGCUACCAUGCCACUUGAUUUGUCUAAGUAUCCAGCUGAUUUUGUUGCUAUGUCAUUUUACAAGCUUUUUGGAUAUCCAACUGGGCUUGGAGCUCUCAUUGUUCGAAAUGAUGCUGCCGCUUUACUUAAGAAGAAUUAUUUUAGUGGAGGAACGGUUAGUGCAUCCAUUGCUGAUAUUGAUUUCGUUAAAAGAAGGGAAGGCAUCGAGGAACUGUUUGAGGAUGGAACUGUCUCAUUCUUGAGCAUAGUUUCUCUCCGCCAUGGCUUCAAAAUCCUGAAUUCUCUAACGAUAUCAGCAAUAUCAAAGUAUGCAGAGUUUCUUGAUGAUAUGACUGAUUUAACUGGGUGCUUAUG
Molecule: messenger RNA, 1172 nt
Organism: Sphenostylis stenocarpa
Lineage: Eukaryota; Viridiplantae; Streptophyta; Magnoliopsida; Fabales; Fabaceae
Source: the annotation of a GenBank genome assembly